UUUAAAUCCAAAUUUAAUUUUAAUUUAUUUUAUUAUCGUUAAUUUUAUUUAAAAUUCUAUAUUAAAAUCUGUUUUUUACAGAAUCAAAUAAAUACAAUAUUUGUUAAAAUACAAAUGAUAAUCAUAUCCGGCUUUAUUCAAUCACAACAAUGGUGUCGAAACGUUGUCCGAUGUUCUGAAACGUGAUGUAACGUUAUGUGUAUAACGUCGGAGUUUAUUGAUACCGGCGUUAGAACAUUAACAGUAUCUAUAUUUGAUCGUCAUGAACACUGUUUGUAUCUGAUAGUCUGACAGCUGUUUAAAUUUCAGUGUGAUGUGCACUGGAUUGUUUUUUACGAGCGUUGAAAACGCAGUACCUUCUGGUCAUGUAAGGUUUCCUAUGUAAUCAACGAUGAAACUACUGCGUGGUUUCAACGCAUCGGAACGUGCAAGUGUUACAGUUUAACUGUAGUACAUUUCGAAUGUUUUUCUCUAUUAUCUUUAAGUACAAAACUAUAGAACAGUUCGCGGUAUAAUGGCAGCUCAUAAGACAGGCGGGCAAAGUGCUCGAAAGAAAGUACAGGUAUCCAUGGUUAUAAGAGAUGAAGUGGAAAAAAGGCAUAGAGCUGGAAUUAAUUCAUUACAAUAUGAUCCAGCUUUACAUAGGCUUUACUCUGCAGGUAGAGAUAGCAUUAUAAGGAUAUGGAAUUGCAAAAAUAUGAAAGAUCCAUACAUUCAAUCAAUGGAACAUCAUACAGAUUGGGUUAAUGAUAUAGUAUUAUGUUGUGGUGGCAAAAAUUUAAUAUCAGCCAGUUCUGACACUACAGUAAAAGUAUGGAAUGCACAUAAAGGUUUUUGUAUGUCUACUUUAAGAACACAUAAAGAUUAUGUGAAAGCUCUAGCAUAUGCUAAAGAUAAAGAGCAAGUUGCUAGUGGUGGUUUAGAUAAAUUAAUCUUCUUAUGGGAUGUAAAUACAUUAACUGCUCUUACAGCAAGCAACAAUACAGUAACAACAUCAUCUCUUAGUGGAAAUAAAGAUUCUAUAUAUAGUCUUGCCAUGAAUCAAAUUGGAACAAUUAUAGUAAGUGGUAGCACAGAAAAAGUUUUAAGAGUAUGGGAUCCAAGACACUGUACUAAAUUAAUGAAACUUCGUGGUCAUAUGGAUAAUAUCAAAGCAUUAGUAUUAAAUAGAGAUGGUACUCAGUGUUUAUCUGCCAGUUCUGAUGGAACAAUUAAACUUUGGUCAUUGGGGCAACAAAGAUGUAUUCAAACUUAUAGAGUACAUAAAGAAGGUGUUUGGGCAUUAUUGGCAACAGAUACUUUCAGUCAUGUAAUAUCAGGAGGUAGAGACAAAAGAGUUGUAAUGACUGAAUUAUCAUGUUAUCCUGAAAGGUAUACAGUUAUUUGUGAAGAAAAAGCACCUGUGUUAAAAAUGGUUAUGACACCUGAUCAAUCUAGCAUUUGGGUAGCAACUAGUGAAUCUACUAUAAAUAAUUGGUCUAUAAGUCAAAAAGAUUGGCAAGAAUUAGGAAUAGAAGACUAUUGUGAUUCUGCUAGUGGGAUAACACCUAAAAAUACAGAACCUGCACAAAAAAUAUUAGGUGCUCCAGCGAUACGGCACUGUCACGUUUUAAAUGAUCGAAGACAUGUUCUAACAAAAGAUACAGAAGAAAAUGUAGCUUUAUAUGAUGUAUUAAAGGCGCGUAAAGUUGAAGAUUUAGGAAAGAUAGAUUUUGAACAAGAAAUAAAAAAAAGAAAUAAAAUGGUGUAUGUUCCAAAUUGGUUUAGUAUAGAUCUUAAAACUGGGAUGUUGACCAUUCAUUUAGGUCAAGAUGAAAAUGAUUGUUUUUCUGCAUGGGUUUCUGCAAAAGAAACUGGACUUGCAGAAAAUGAUGCAGUAGAUCAAAAAGUGAAUUAUGGAAAUCUUUUACUACAAGCUCUACUUGAACAUUGGUGGAGACCAUUACAUGUCGACGAUGAAAAUGAGGGCAACAGUAAUGAUGGUAAUGGUUCUAUGCACACUAGAGGAGGAAAUCUAUAUUUCUCUGUACCAACCCACACACCUGUUAUAUUUAGUGAAGUAGGAGGAAGACCUUUAUAUAGAUUAUUAGUUAGGGAUGCUGCGGGAGAAAUGGAAGGAGUACUAUUAAAUGAAACUGUACCAGCAUGGGUAGUUAAUAUUGUUGUGGAUAAAAAUCUUCCACAAUUCAUUAAAAUAUCAUUUUAUAUUCUUCCACAUGCCACAUCUGGCGUAAAAAGUUUAAAAAAAGAUCGCUUAAUCGCAAACGAUUUUAUACAAAUUCGUAAAGUAGCAGAACAUGUUUGCGAUAAAGUGCUUGGUGCUGGAAGUGACUCAGGAUCAGUAGCUGGUGCUGGAAAUACAGUUUCUGGAGGAUCUCCAGCAGGAGAUAGAACAAAUACAGAUUCAAAUGCUGAUAAUUCUUCGCUGGCCGAAGAAAAAGUAGAAUUGCUAUGUAAUGAUCAAGUUUUAGAUCCUUCUAUGGAUUUAAGAACUGUGAGACAUUUUAUUUGGAAAAGUUCAGCAGAUUUAAUACUUCAUUUUCGGCCAGUAAAAUAGUUAGGGCUAAGUAUAUCGGAACAGAGAUCACGAAAAUGUGCCUGGUUUUAUACCGUCAUAAAGUAAGUAAAUGCUUUUGUACAAUAUUAUUUAUACAAUACUUAUUUAUUAAAAAUAAUAAUAUAAAAAUAUUGCAGAAUUACGGAAAAUAUGUGGUCUAGUUGCAGAGUGUGCAACUUCACACUACCUUCUUUUCAUGAAAUAUUCAAUCGAAUUUCGAUGAAUGUUUCAUUAGAUGCUGCGACUGAAGACGAAUAAAAGCCAGGUUACAUGUAGACUAUUUAAAAUUAAAUGAGUUUAAAGGCAAUAAUGUGUGGAAACAUUAGUAUAAAUUGCUCAUAUUUGUACAUUUAUAUCCUGUGGCCAAAUACAAAAAUAAUUUCAAUUAUUUUAUUUUUAAAAAUGUUUUUUGCGAAGUAUUUACUGUCAGCCAUUUAUAGUCUUCCCAAUUUAAAAAUACUGAAAAAAAAGUUUAAGCACAAAAAAAGUAUAAAUUGUAUGGCCCAGGAAACUAUUAUUGAGUGUAACUUCUAAAUACCAUGUUUUCUCAUAUGCUUUUUGAAUUUUUUUUUAUUAAUUUCAUGUAGCUAUAUGCUUUUAUGAUUUGUAAAUAAUAUCCAUCCUUAUUUUUUUGAUAAAAUUAGAAACAAAUGUAAUUGAAGAAAUGAAAUCAAAGAGAUAUAUAUGUAUAAACAAUACUCCACA
Molecule: messenger RNA, 3262 nt
Organism: Apis cerana (Asiatic honeybee)
Lineage: Eukaryota; Metazoa; Arthropoda; Insecta; Hymenoptera; Apidae
Product: WD repeat-containing protein 48
Biological process (GO): double-strand break repair via homologous recombination
Molecular function (GO): ubiquitin binding
Source: RefSeq, a predicted model, not a curated record